AUGAUGGAAAAGAUUUUUAGAGCAAUGUCUCGAGGAAAUAUUUUAACAUAUGAUGACUGGAUUUACGGCAUGAAUAUUUUCCUCAGGGGAAGUUUUCUCCAGAUGGCAAAUUUUGCAUUUACGGUUUAUGACCAGCAGAAGCGAGGCUAUUUGACCAAGGAAGACAUUCAAUUCUAUCUUAAAGAUGUUCUGGUUGUUAGAAUUACAGAAGAAGAUGCAGAUGAACUGUAUACAGACAUGGUGGACAUGGUAUUAGGCCUAAUGGAUAAAGAUAGGGAUGGCGUAAUAAGUAGAAAAGAUUUUGUUCAGAGCGUCAUGGCUGAACCUCUUCUGAUCGAAGCACUGGGUGAAUGCCUUCCCAACAGUAAAAGUGUUCUGACAAUUGAAUCUCUUAUCAGACAAGGAAAAGAAAGAGUUCAUAUCUCCUAUCAACCAAAGAAAGAAGCUGAUCUAUAA
Protopolystoma xenopodis is the source of this 456-nucleotide messenger RNA. Lineage: Eukaryota; Metazoa; Platyhelminthes; Monogenea; Polystomatidea; Polystomatidae. The record is from the annotation of a GenBank genome assembly.